GAUUGUCAGUCUCAGUCAUCGACCCCCAGCUUAAUCACCUACCACCGGCACACUCGAUAUCCACCAUGGCGGACUCCCCUGAAGCGCAUCUGUUUACUUGCAUGUCAUGCUCCAUAGCAUUCACCUCACCCGACGAGCAGCGGGCUCACUACCGCUCGGACCACCAUAGGUACAACAUGAAGCGCCGUGUCGCUGGCCUCCCGCCAGUCUCGGCAGCUGCUUUCAAUGAGAAGGUGCUGGAGCGCCGUAAGGAGACAGCGAUCAUGUCUUCGCCCAAGGGAUCGAGCUGCGAGGUCUGCGGCAAGACGUACACGACUGAGAAUGCUUACCGCUCGCACAUCAACUCCAAGAAGCACAAGGAGAACGAGCUGAAGGCCGCUCAGCGGGCGCUCAGACCCACCGCCGCUGCCGAUCAGCCAGCCCCGAUUCAGGUCGAGGAUACCGUCCCCUCCUCCGAGCAUGCCGCAGACCACUUCACUGCUACCCCCUCCGCCGCCCCUAUUGCUUCCACAUCCAAACCCUCCCCCGAUCGCAUGGACGUCGAUUCCGAUGAUGAGGAAGCCCUCGAGAUGACCAUUGAUCAAAAAAUCGCCGCUGCCCGCACGCGCCUCUCCCCCGACUCCAACUGCCUCUUCUGUACCCACACCUCGUCAUCCCUCUCCGAGAACCUCAUGCACAUGUCCAGCGUGCACUCCUUCUUCAUCCCCGACGCCGAGUACCUCGUCGACCCCGCGGGUCUCAUCACCUACCUCGGGGAGAAGAUCGCCGUGGGCAACGUCUGCAUCUACUGCAGCUCGUCCUCGAAGGAGUUCCGCAGCCUUGAGGCCGUGCGGAAGCAUAUGAUCGACAAGACGCACUGCAAGAUCGCGUACAGCUCGGAGAACGACAAACUCGAGAUCUCGGACUUUUACGACUUCAGCACGUCGUACCCCGACUACGCGAUUUGGAAGGAGCGCAAGACGAAGGGCAAGGGCAAGAAGGCUGAUGCCGGUGCAGAGGGCGACGAAGAGUGGGAGAGCGACGACGAAGAGAUGGGCGACGUCGACGAGGUCGUCGAGGUUGUCGAAGACUCAGCCACGGAAUCCGAGGACUCAGACACCGCAUCGGACGAGGACGAUGAGGAUCUCCCCGCGCCUACAAUCUCCUACGGUGACACCCCGUACGAGCUCGUCCUCCCGUCCGGCACCCGCAUCGGUCACCGCGCGAAGACGCGCGAGUACAAGACGCGCCAGCUCGCUGUCGUCUACAAGGGCAAGGGCGCCGAGACACACAAGGAGCGCGUAGCCCUUAUGCGCAAGAUGAUCGGCGACAAGGACAGCUGCCUCGUACCCGUCCGGGGCGGCUUCGGUGCCUUCGGUCGGGGCACGGAGGUGGUGAAGGCAAGGAACCGCGGCGAGGCGAAAGAGGCCCGCCGCCAUGUCAAGGAGUUCCGCGACCAGAAGCGGCGCGAAGACUUCAAGACGAAGAUGGGGUACAAGGGCAACCACCAGAAGCACUACAGGGAUCCUCUCCUCCAGUAGACCUGUACCCACUUGCCUGCCGCGUACUGUAUCAUCAUUUUGCCUUGUACUUCUUGCAUUGCAUUGCAUCUACUGUUUUUCAAUCGUUCAAAACUCAAGAGCAUAUCACACCGUCAUAAGUCCAUUACAAGAACACACUGUCACUGCC
Molecule: messenger RNA, 1668 nt
Organism: Schizophyllum commune H4-8
Lineage: Eukaryota; Fungi; Basidiomycota; Agaricomycetes; Agaricales; Schizophyllaceae
Exons: 4
Coding region: 66-1520 (484 amino acids)
Biological process (GO): ribosomal large subunit biogenesis
Cellular component (GO): preribosome, large subunit precursor
Molecular function (GO): nucleic acid binding; zinc ion binding
Source: RefSeq, a predicted model, not a curated record